This is a messenger RNA of Columba livia (rock pigeon), 16523 nucleotides long. RefSeq names its product myosin IE (gene MYO1E). Gene Ontology annotation, molecular function: microfilament motor activity; ATP binding; actin filament binding. Gene Ontology annotation, cellular component: actin cytoskeleton; vesicle; cytoplasm. The record is from RefSeq and is a predicted model, not a curated record. Lineage: Eukaryota; Metazoa; Chordata; Aves; Columbiformes; Columbidae. Gene Ontology annotation, biological process: vesicle transport along actin filament; actin filament organization. The coding region runs from base 12029 to 15511 and encodes 1160 amino acids. The transcript has 28 exons.
CCGCUUCAGAGACCCCUUCUGGAGGGGGUUUUGUGUGAGACCGCCCCCCGAGCUGCUGUUCCCGGGCACCCGCGUCCCAGCAGCGGGGUCGGCUCCGGUCCGCCUGCGGCGGGCAGCACGGAAACUGGGUGCGCGGCAAACGAGCAACCGAAGCCAGGGAAUUUGGGCACUGCAGAUACUGGGUCUGUUAAAUGUCUGGUGUGAUGAAGGGGUGUGAUACCAGUAAAACACAUGAGUGCUAGGCUGAUCCUGGUUUACCUUUAGUAAUUGACUCCUGAUGAUUAAAAAAUAGCUUUCAUUCUGAAGUAAUCCAAAUAAUAGUUAUGACUACCUGUUAUACAAGAACCAAGAGUCAGUAGUGGAAAAUCCUAUGUGGUAAUAAACUAGGCUAAAAUCCAUAACCUUUAAAUAAGUAAUUUAUUUAAAAAGCUGUUCCAAAGUGGAAUGCUAAAGAUUUGAGAGUUAAGAAACUUGGAAAACUUUUGCAUUAUUCCUACUGAAGCUUAACUAAGGUUAAGUUUUAAAUACUCAUCAACCUAGGUCAUGUGUAUUCAGAGCUUUGCUGACUUAGGUGGAAUGUUAGUUUGGGCCCUUCAAUCCCAGUAUGUUUUAAAGGAUGCUCAUCUUAUUACCAGUGUCUGGGCUUCAACUUCCUGCAGCAAGUACAGUUGUACCUGGCUAACACCUGUGUUGAGUACAAGCCUGUGCUUUAAAUGAAGCAUUGUAGAGGUUAGGAAUCUAAAAUUUCUGUCACAGUCAGGGAUAGUGAUACUACCAGAUCAUACAGCCCUGUUAUUGGUAAGGAGCUUUGAAUAAGAUAGGUCCAUCUGUUCCCCGAGAGUUGCCAGGUGGUUCAAAUCAACUCUUCAACCGUAACCUUUGCUCAGUACUUGCUGGGUUACACACACCUGUGGCACUUACAGACUUCCUGGUAGAGACUGUGUCAUUGCCUGUGCUGCUGCCAUGUGAAAUGGGGUUGAAGUCCUUGGUGCAGAGCCUUCUGAGAUGUCUGCCUCUUAACAAUAAUACUUGGAGAUCAGUGAGUCUGUUAGUUGAUCUGCUGUGGACUCCAUUGACUCCCUUUUAAUGGAAGAUUUUAAUCAAAAUGUAGUUAUUGUAAAUAUACGUAACUAGUUGGUAACAUACAAGAUGAAUUUUAUGUUAUCAAAGAACUAGUUUCUUCCACAAGAUGUAAUUUCCAGGGAACUAUUCAGGCAGUUAUUUCUCCAGAUUUAGUUUGCUACUGAAGUAGUCUUGAAUUAAUCUUUUCGCUGUGAGGUUUCAAGCUGGUGUUAACUCUAUUUCUUAAAAUUGUCUGAAAGUAAUGAUUACAACAAACCCAGGAAAGACUGUUUUUAAAGUACUGCUUUUUUUGUAAGGAUUAUGCACAAACAAUUGUUUGAUAAUUGUUAGAAGGUAAUAUUUUGUAACUUAGAAAGCUGGCAGAAGGGUUGCCUGGUGGGACUUGCAAUGGCUUCUUAUGAACAUGAGUCAACUUACUGAUAUCCCGAAACUUUAUACUUGUUCUCUGUAUGCAAAAUUCACGUGAUUUCCCUUAGUUUUGUUUAGACAAUUUUGAUUUCCAUGGAGAAGCAGAAUGUCAUAGGUGUGCUUUAUGUUCUCUAAAUUGAGUCUUUUCUGCCAUAUCAUCUCCGUAGGCCUCACAGUGAAUUUUUCCUGUUCUGAUGGUGUCCACAGUGCAGAGUGCUGAGAUAACGCUGCCGUCGGUUGUGGUUGUUUCAUGCUGUUGAAGCAGUCUGAUACAGCAGAGUGUAUAAAGAUGAUGCUGGUGUAGAUGUGCCGCGUUGUCCAGCCUCUGAGCUGUGCCACGCUGCCUUGCUUAGGUCUGCAGGCAAGAUUGUGCAGAUCUGUGCAACUUAGCAAUACAUUUGUGCUUUUUUGCUAAUUUAUUUUUAAUCCAGACCAAGAUCUGUGUCCGGUUAACAGUGUGGUUUCAGGAGGAGAACUGCAGACAUGGAAUGGGUGGGCUGUUUUGUGGCUAUACACUGCAGUACAAGGUGGGAAUGAGCAUCAGUGGGGCAAAAACUGCAUUAAAGCAGCCAGUUCUAAAAAAUACAAUAUCUGAAAUUUUUCUCUUGAAUUGCAUUCAUUUUAUUAACUUUGCAUUUAGAUUUUUAACAUUCAAAAUAACCAGAGCUUCUAAUAGUUCAGCUGUAACUUUUAAGUCUUUCAAAAUGUGUAUUAUCUAAGUGUAAAGUAGUACCGCUCCAGUGCAAGACUGGGUCCUUGAUGUUCAGGAGACCUCUCAGCAGAACUAAGCUGAAACUUGCUUGGAGUGAAAAGUAAGAUCAGGUGAACUUUAUGCAACUUUUGCUUUUAUUAUGUGAGUUUGGACCUUUGUGGUGUCAUUAAGUAGUUCAUGGAGAUGCACUGGAGGAUCUUGUGUGGAGUUGGAUAGAGAAUUUGUAUCAUGUUACAAAAGUAAUCUUGUCACGGUAACAUGACAAUGUGAUCUUCAGCCUUUUGUUUAAAGCAGCUCUUUAGUCUUUAGUGAAAGAUAGUUCCCCCGAGUACUGUCAGCUGGCUUUGACUUUCUAAAGGGUAAAACAUCGAACACUAAUCAGCAAACAUAAUACUAUUUCUGAGGCAUAAACUGGCACCAUAUUUAUUAGAAAAAGUAGAAAACAAAAACAUAAAACCAAAUAAACACUCCAACAACCCAUCAGUUAUAAACUUUGCCUGCUUUUGCAUAAUCUCUGUUCUAGAGGGAAGGUUCCAACAGAAAGCAGAUUCAUCUGUAUCUGGAGUAACUCUCAAAUUGUUGAGCAAGCCAGGAUUGUCUAAUUUGCUUAAGGAAAAGAAAAUAAAGUGUUCAUAUGUUGCCUUUAACCAGCAUUUCAAUGCUAAGCAUUUUUUGUAGCACAGCAGUCAGUAUUUUGUCUGGGCAUAUUUGGUGUCUUCAUGUUUCCACCUCGACAACAAAGAUGGAAGGUUGAGUCUUAAAAAGGAACCUUUUAUAGCAGUUAAACAUAACUUGACAUCAGUAAAGGUCAGAUAUUUAUGGCCCAAUCCAGCAAGAUGCUAGGGAUUUCUUGAUUACAUGUAGUGUCUGUGAAAGUCUGCAGAAAUGAAAAUGACUCAAUUAGCCUGGAAGGACUUGCUAGCCUUUAGGAUUUUGUCCUAAAAUAGCUAAUGUGUGGUGUGAGCUGAGACCUUAUACCAUCUUAAGUUUUUUUCUGCAAGAAAGUCACAAGGAAGACAUGGGUGCUUCUAUAUCUGAAGGGAGCUUUUCUGUCUGGUGCUGCAGACAGUAGCAUAAGCUUAAACCUUGUUCUCUGCCAAAUGUGGAAUAGUAGGGAGGUUAGCAGCAUGUGCUUUGCAUUUAUGUCUAGAGGUGCAUUAAUGGAAAAAUCUUCCAGCUAUAUGGUGUUUCUGUCUGGCCAAUACAUAAAAUAUAAAAAACGCAGUAGCAUGUUAAACAGCAAAGCAAGGGACUUGAUGUGUUUUGUUUAUGUUUGAAUUGUGUGCAUGCUUUUCUCUGUUUCUUUAUAGUUUAGACCUCUAGAAUGGUUUAUGGAUAUAUUGGGCAUGUUACAGCACUUUUUCAGAAAACAAUAGCAUAUGCAGAAUAUUGCCCAAAUGCAGCUUUUGCAGCUGAAAGCUGAACAUAUGAUUGUACGUGUGUACAUCUUAAACAUUUUUCUUAUAAUUUCUUUUGCCCUACAGAACUGUUUUUUUCCCCCUCCAUACUUAACUAUCUGCUUGUGAAGGAAAUGGGGUGACAGUGCUAUUACUAGUUUAACUAAACUACUUGCAGUCAUUUUUUUCUUAACUUGAAGGGAUAACUUGCCCUAGUUUUACUGCCUCAUCUUAAAACAUUGUUGCAUAUGUGUAAUGGGAGAAGUUACAAAAAGCUUUUUGGAGCUGUUGUGAUAGCCAGUGAAAUCUAGUCAAGCUUUUACUGAGUUCUCAGUAAAAUCUUAGUAAUAUUUUCAUCUUGACAUGGAAAGUAUGUUUUUGUGCUUGAAACCUUAAGAAGUUGCACGUCUCUUUAGAGAAGUCUUCUCAGCUCCAUUUGUGAUAAUUUAAAGUAUUUUUUUCCUUCAUAAAUACCAGCUUAAUCUCUUCCUGGAUUUAGUGUAAAAGUGACUGAUCUAAAUGGUCAUGCACUGCUCUAUCCAAGUGAUAUCAAAGAAGAAAGGUUUUUGUAUUUUUCCCCGAUUUCAACCUAAGGAAUUGCUCUGCCAAGGACCUGGGUAACCCUGGGAGUGGCUUUACUGUGGUAAUACUAAGAGAUCUGAGGCAGAUCGCUGUUGUUCUGCCAGAGACUAGCCUGGAUCUGGCUUACUGUCUUGGCCUGUAAGUUGUCAGGUUUUCGCUUAUCCAUUUAUUCUGGUUGUUACCACAAAACAUGGUUUAUGAGUGACCAGUUGACCUGCUUUUCAGUUUCCUAAAACACUAUUGUAAUGUAAUACUUGGCUCUGCUUUUUUUAGGAAGCUGGAUUCUAGAUCUAGAUGGUGUAUGGCUACUGGAAAGUAUUAAGAGCUAUGUUAGAAAGAUAUUUUGCACCUAAUUAAAACAGGUUUUGUUCUGUGAGUUAACAGUGCAAGAGCAGGAGGAGUAAAAUCAAAGCAGCAGUUCUCAGAACUGGGAAGUGUGCAUGUAUAUGUUUGUUUGACAAAAAUAAGGAUUUGGAAAAUAGUUCAUUCCCUUUGCAAAUGCAGAAAUCACCAGGCUUUGGCAAGAAGGGGUUACCUUGUGCUGUUAACUUUUUGAAUUAAGCCACUUUGUACUAUCUAAAGUCUCACCUUGAAUAUGAGCAACAAUGGUUUACAUCAGUGUAAAAGGUGAAACCUUUGGGGGAAGGUUCUCUUACACAUUUUCUCAUCUGUUGGAUGUCAUUAAUUUCCUCUCUAUUUUGUUGUCUGCCAAGAAGAUUUUUCUGGUGGCUGCAGGUCACUAGCAGAUGACCAGCAUUCCAGUGCUUCUGUGGAAGCACUGUGGAUUCUGUUAGGUGUUGUAUGUUGUUUGGCUUUUAUUAUUCCUACUAUAUGGGUGUGAAAGUAUUUACAAAUAUUAGAGAAAUAUGGCAGAAAGUAAACAAGAAUUUUCUUCCCAGCUUAAGAUCAGAACCGAGAGCUGUCUCUGGCAAGUUGUUUAGACAUUCACCUCACCCAAUCACUGGGACUCUUGUGCAAUCUCAGCCUCCUGUUGCACUCCUGGGGGAGCCUGGGUGUGAGGAGCUGGAGUUAGUCAGACCUUCCUGGGCUCAGGCCAGUCUUUCCCAUUUCCCGAUCCCUUCCCCACGUUCCUGAGAUGCUAAUCACUGACCUGCCCAGGAAGUACGGCUGUCGCUCAUCUCCUGACUCACCUUAUCUUCCAGCUUUUCUAUCCUCCACCUACUGAUUUCCUCCCCUUCUUCUACCCUCACCUCUCUAAAAAUGCAAGAAUAGCCCUUGGGCAGACCAGGUGCACUGUCAUGUUCUGGCAGUGCAUGAGAUCUGUUUUCUCUGCUUGACUAAGUCAUUACUGUUGUAGGAAAAGGUUUCGUGGUCUAAAGUAUUUCCACAUACUGAACCUUGCAGGUGUUUUCUGCCUAUUUUAUUAUAUAUGCUUCAUACAAAUAUCUAAAUGGCUUUGGAGUUUGUUGGCUUCAUGUACAACAGCAAGUACAUCUAAGCUCAAAAUUAUUUUUCCAAAGACACAGUGGCAUUUAAUUUGCAUUAAAACUGUUGGUUACUUGGGUUCAUAAACUGUAAAGUGUAUUUCUAAAAAAAAUUCUGAUUUUUUUUAAUUGAAACUGAAAAUGUCAUUUUAAAUAAAACAAAUGGGAGAUCUGUCAUGGAAAGCAGUAUUGGUAAUGGGAUCAUGAGUCAGAGUUAUCAUCAGAGGUGGUGCUUAUUGGGAAGCAUGCUUAAGAGGUGCUUUUGAGUACAGAUAACUACCUACUAACCUAACUUACUAAUAUCAAGAACUAAAUGUGAACUUUGAAGUCAGGUGCUAGCAGAUGUUGAGCAUGCUUUGUGAUCAACACCAUUAUGGAAGUGUAAAAAGGACUAUAAAAAAGGUCGGGUGUUCUUCUCUCCGGUCAUCUGGGUGAUUCUUCAGCUGCCAGAAGUGUUUCUGGCAAAAGCCACUUCAGGAUGGUCAGGGAAGGUGAUGGGUUAAUGCUCUUGGGGUGAGAUGAUGAUAGAUUUUUCUUUAGCUUGCUUCAUCAAAAAAAGGAACAUAAAUGGUUUAUGCAAAAGAAUGCGCUUCUAGAAGCUAUUUUGGUGCUUUGUUCAGCAGUCUGAAGUCUAAAUGUGAGGUUUUUGUUGGCGUCAUUCAGACAGCUCUAGCAGUCUUGCAGUGACUGGCUGCACUUGUCCCCGCACAGGAAGCGUGAGGGGUUUUCCUUGCCAGCUCAGAACCACUCACUGAAUCACCUUCAUCAGCUGAGCCUGAGUCUGUAACCAGUUCUUGGUCAGCCUUGUCUAAUUUAAGUGUUGAAGUCGUAUUUGAGUCUGAGCAGUGCAGCCUGAUAUCCUUUCUAAAACAUGUCAAAUGUUCUUAACACUCAGGAUUUCAAUCUUUCAUGCUUGUCUUAUGAAAUAAUAUGCUGCCAGAUGUUUUAUCCUGCACCUAGGACAGUCUUCUGUUUCCAAUCUGACAUUCCACAGCACUUGUGAGGCUUUAAAUUCUAGGCAGUUUACCAGUGCAUGCUGUUAUCUUUUGCAGUGAUUUAUGUCUUUUCCUGUGCUUUGAGUUGUAUAUUGCUAAUAGCAGAAAUGUGGAAAAAUGGAAGCUGGGACUGCUUGUCAGUAAUACAUUUGCAGUGCCAAGCAGUAGUCAAGAAUUUCUCAUCUUGUGUAUGUUCUUUCUUCUUUUUACUGCCUUGAAGGAUGCAAGUCUGCACAAAUGCCUAAGUGCUUCCAAAUUUGCUUUUGCAGUAACUCUUAACCCUAUGUUAUUCCCAACUUUGUGAAGAAGUACACUGCUAAAAAGUGUAUUUGAAUUGCUUUUAACAAAUGCUACCAACACAUUUCUUUAAAUCCUUUGCAUUGUGGCCCCUGUACACUUUGAUAGCUCUUCAGUAGUAAGAUUCUGAGGACAAAAGUUUAUCUGGUUUUCAUCAGCAUGUAUAUGUACAUAAUUAGCAUUCUGUUAACUGUUGGGCUUUGAGCUGUUACGGUUCUUCUGGCAUGUACUGAGCACCUGUUGAUCACUCAGGUUUUGAAGUAUCUUAUUGCAGAUGUUGGUAUAUGAACUGGAAAAUACUUUGCUAAGUGAAAGCACUGUGCUCUUGAGGCAUACUGAAGGAGCACGUUUGUUAAACCCGAUCUUAAAGGCCAUUUCAUGGUAUUCAAAAGCAAAUGCAUACUUUUAAGUUUGAUGUUGUUUUUCUUCUUGUAGUAUUUGAGAAGAAUUUGUGUGUUUAUCAGUCAUGAAAGAAUUUGUUUUCCUGUACUGUGUCCACAACUGUUUGCAGUACAUACCUAAAGAAAGGGAAAUAUACAAAAGUAAUUAUACCAGGAAUUGAACACACAGUACAGGUAUAAUUAAAUUCAAUGGGCGAUUUUAAACUUGGUGAGAUUAAGUUACAAAACCAGCUAGUUGCUUUGUGAGCACAGUGGUACUGGCUGGCUACAGAGUCUGAAUUACUAAAUAAUUCUGCAGUAUCUUAUGGUAAGGCAAAUGAAACAUGGAUUUUGUGUAAUUAUGUGUCUUGAUAUUGGUACUUACAAAUUGUUAUCUAAAUAUAUAUCACAUUUUAGAAGGACUUAGUGAAAGGAUGUAAUAAUCUAGGAAACAAGCUAAUUAAUCACAAGAAUCCAUAGUUGUAUUAGAUGAUUGUAUCAUAUUUAGUUCUAGAAUUCUUGUUGAUUCUUGAUAGUACAGUUUUUAUGGAAGCAAGUUAGACUGAUAAAGUACUUAUGUCAGGAAACUUCUCAUAUAUUCCCUACCAUAAUUUGAAUUUAAAAUGUGGCUAGUGUGGAAACUGAUGUAUUAUAAAGCAUGAUUUUUAUUACAUAUAGCUUGAAUACCAUAUAAUAUCCUGCUGACGCUGUUCUUGUGUAAACUUGAUUAGUUCCUGAAUUUUGAAGUGCUUUAAUCCACAAAAACAAAUAUUUGACUUUAUCAAUUAAAAUACAGCAGUCCAAUGAGAACAGAAUUACUUUAGUUAGAUUUUUUCUUCUCUACUUGAGACCCAUGCUUCUGCACAGUCAUGUUUCCAGGACUUGAUGCUGUAGUGUUGGUAGUCUCCAAAGCCUUUUUCAGUGCUUCCCCUCAACAUUAAAUAUACACUGGGAGCUACUAUAUUGGUCAAUAAUUGCUAGAUUCAGCAAACCAAAGAUUCCUACAAAAACACGGUCUUUGUGGUGGAAAAAUCAAAAUAACUUCUCAGGGCAGGGCAAUGCAGAUGUUUUCUGUUUUGGAGGGUAUCCUGGCUGUUCUCUGUGUAACCUGUAGGACUUGAAUAGACUGGAAAAACGUGACUCUUUGGAAUGGAUUAGCCCUGGUGUCAGGGGCACUACAGACCUACUGCUGCAGCUUAAACCUCCAGAGGUAUCUGUGGCAAAAGAGCUAAAAUUGCGUAAAUCUCCCCUGGUCUGUGCCCAAAGCGUUAGCUGUUUACUUGCUCUGCAGUGGCCAUGGGCUUUGCAAAGCAUCUCUUCUGCUUCUUCCUCGGGUAGCCAAGAGUUCCUCAUUACAGUUGUUUGAAGCACACAUUUUUCUAGCUGUGCUAUCAAGGGGUGGCAUAAGCACACAGGGCUUGUAUGGGGAAGAACACUUUUCUUCCAGCAAAUUGAUGUGACCCAGUGGGCCCCUUGGUGUUAGUUUUUGACAGUCAGUGUCACAUUCUGCUUCCCAACAGCUGAAGGCAAAGUCUCUGCAAGAACAACAUUUCAGAAUCCUCUAAGGACCCAAAUCCCAUUCUGUUGGUGAACCAAGGUUGUAGGGAUAGGCUGUCAGCAAAUAGACUUUGCUCUUAAAGUUGGUGUUGUGCUAACUUCUACAAACUAUGCUAUUUUAUUUUUUUUAAGAUUAAUUAGGCUUGACAUGGGAAAAAAUGAACUUGAGUGUUUUUUGUAACAAAUGGAGAUCCUGUUUUGACACUGCUUUUGUCUGUGGAGGUCUGAUUUGAGAUUUGGCCUUCAAUGAGCAACCUGAGUUCCAUUUAAAGCAGAGUUCUGUGGGGGAAGGGAGAAUGACUUCAUUGUAGGCGAGCCACUGCUUUUGCUAUUUUGCUGUGUCCCUUUUUUUUUGUCUCAGCAUUGGGUUGCAACCACAGAGUUCAAGGCAUGAUCGUUUUCAGAUGAGAGGAUAGGGGUAGGUCUUUAGCAGAGCAAGGCAGAUUAGAAGUGUAUCUAACCAAGUGAAAGAGGACUCGACAGUGCCUGAAUAUCCAAUAUGUGGAACUUGAGAUAUGUUGAGUACCUGUUGCUAGUAACUAAGUCUGGCUUCUGAAGCAGCUUAGAUAUUUGUCUAUAACCGUCAGUCUUGCCUUACAGCACUAUGUAAUAAUGUAUAUCUGCAUGGCAAUAAAGGACUAGAUCCAAUGUACUGGAGAAAAUAAGAACUUGACCAGUUUGAUACUUGCUUUAAAUAACAACUUAAUCUGCAUGUACAAUGCUAUGUGGUUGACAAAACUUGAUUUGAUACAGUUGAAAUGGGUUCUGUUGUGGUUUAAAAAAGUACAUACAAUAAUGGCGACUAAUCUGUUCUAACUUAAAGCUGCCUUCAAACACACAGGGUAUGUACUCUCUGCAGAACUUACUCCAGUCUCCACUGCCCUUGGCAUCAGUCUCGGGAAUAUGUUUAACAAAGUGUGUGAGUAGUUUCACCCUGGCAUAGUUUCAUUCUAGGAAGACUUGAGAGGAAGCAGAACAACAGUGGCUACUUAUUCCCAUAUUUGGUAUUGUUCUAGGCAAAAAGAACAUCCUUCUUCACUAAAAGCGAGGGAUGAUACAGAGUUUCUGGGCAAUUUAACCUUCUUCAAACCAUGGGUUAAUCUUGAUGGGGUCUAUUUUCUUUGUAGAUGUGUCCAGUGCAGUUUUCUACAUGGAGUUAUAGUGAUGUUAAGCAGUUAGGUGGCACUAAUGGAAUGGAUUAAAAUAAGUGGGCUUGCAGCUUCACAAUACUAGAGGUUUGUCUUUAAAUAGCUACAAGUCCUUUUUCUACAGCAGAGCUUCCAUUGGUCUAUACGUUAGUAGUGGUGUGUAAAGAAUUGGAAUUACUGGAGGUUACAAAGUACUUCUAGUGAAAAGAACACUGAUCCUUUAAUUGCUGAUAGUGGAAGAGGGCAGAACAACUAGAACACCAAUGUCAGCUGCACCUCCUUGCUUGCUCAUUGUUUUCUCUUUCUUGAGACCUGUACUAGAAUGGGCUCAUGUUGUAUUCUGUAUUCCCAGUGCAGAUUUGGGGGUGGGAGGGGAACCCCAAGCCCUAAAUCUGAUUUCUUAAACAGUCACUGAUAAAUACUGAGGAAGCCUAAACCUGAUUUCUUAAACAGUCACUAAUAAAUACUGAGGGAGAGGCAAAUACAAUGUAGUUCAGAAAGGCAUUGCGUUUACUAGAAAUGUACUCCCUACUUCCUGCUGCCUUACCUGCUCCUGUGCAAUUCACCUGUAAAAAUACAAAUUAAUUCUGUGACAGCAGAUUUUGAUCUUCAGUUUAGAAGUCCUGAGCUUGACCUCUUCUUGUUCUUAAGUAUUGCAACUAAAAACUUCCCAUGCUGGGAAAGAAAUGUCUGAAAACCACCCAGAGAAGCAGAACAUAAUACAAAACUCUUAAGUCCCUGUUUCAGUGACAUAGGGUAAGUUUAUAGACUUAACGUCUUUUCCAGUCCUGAAAGCUGCUUUUGUGGAAAGCAAUUUAAGAGCUGUUUAUUCUGAAAACAGUCUUAACUGUGUGAAAGAUGACAGGUGCUGAAGCAAGUAUUAUAUAUUUGGCUGUAUUGACAGUACAGCCUGUACCCUUAGUUUAUAGGCAGAUACGUCAUAAACUUUUGUUGUUGCGAAGGAUGUUCUGAUGAACCUGUACUGAAGGUAGUAGUUUGAAUGUAAUAGAGAAGCAUGUUGUUACCACAAUUAAUGAAUUAGUCAUGAAUAGCUAUUUAGCCUGACACACCUGGAGAGUGUUCACCUACUGAAAUCAGGUUUUCUUUUGUUCAGAUAAUUUCUUAAUGGUAGAGGCUGAGGCAUUUCUGCACCUGAGGCCAUUAGGUAACUUUUUCACCUGACUUGUCCAGUACGUGGGUCUGUUCUCAGACCAGAAUACAUUUAAACUUGAAAAAGCAGUUAGCAGGCUUAUCCUGCUACUGUUUGGUGGGAUUGUCUUUGUGCUGAGUGUGGCUAGAUCCAGCCUGGGACUGCAGGGGACAAAGCAAGUUUGAUUGUAAACCUGCCCGUUGUGGUUUGUACUGGAUCUCUGAUACUCAAGAACAGUUAAAUAGCUCAUAACUUAUUAUGGGGGAAAAGCGACUUUAAUAAAAAAUAUCAGUGGUAACUUUCUAUUGCUCUAGACUGCACUUAAGACUUUGUGGCAUUCUUCCUAGUCUGCACUUCAAAAUUUGUAGCUGGAGAGUCAGUAAUUGGACUGUUAACUACCUGUUGAGGUAGCUAUGGUUGUGAAUUUUACAUCUGAAGCAGACAGUAUUUUGAAAGAAUAUCCAUUUUUAUUUCAGAAUUAUUUUACCUGGAGACUACAGUUGAGAUCUGAAAGUUAGAAGUCAAGGUUAUUCCCUUCCCCCGCCUGGAGUUUGAAAGUAAUUAGUCACUCUGCUCUUUACAGAUGUGGAGUGGUAGGCUAACUCUAAAAUACUAAUCCUGCUGCUGUUUGCUCAUUGAGAGUGCAGGUGUACAAACAGGAAAAGAAAAAGGGGAAGUUAAUAGCAUUUGAUUGCCAAAACAAAAAAGCACCCAUUCAGUAGCUAAAAUUAUGUUCAAGCUGGUAACAGGAUACAGUGAACAAUGAAGAAUGUUUUUUGCAUUCUGUAGCUAAAUGUGUCCUUUUAGGGCUUGUUUUGCAAUUACUUUUGACCAAUUGAAACUCUUGAGGUGGGUAGAAGUCUACCUCAUUUAAAUGAACCCACUUUUUUGGCAUGAUGUCUUCAUGAGAUGCCUAGUAACUUUUUUCAUUAUUGGUAUUUUUGAAGACUUGGGAGUAUACUUAAGAACGGAACUACUCAGAUUUUAUUUUUAUUUUCUUUUUUUUUUUGGUCAGGGCAAGUCAGGACAUGGCAGCAAAGGCCACUACAGAUACCACUGGCAGAGCCACAAUGUCAAGCACAGUGGUGUGGACGAUAUGGUCCUUCUUUCCAAAAUCACAGAGGAUUCCAUAGUGGAGAACUUGAAGAAACGAUACAUGGAUGAUUAUAUUUUUACAUAUAUUGGCUCUGUUUUAAUCUCUGUGAAUCCUUUCAAGCAAAUGCCAUAUUUUGGGGAAAAGGAAAUUGAAAUGUACCAAGGAGCAGCACAAUAUGAAAACCCACCACAUAUUUAUGCUCUUGCAGACAGCAUGUACAGAAACAUGAUUAUUGACAGAGAAAAUCAGUGUGUCAUUAUUAGUGGGGAAAGUGGUGCUGGAAAGACUGUAGCUGCUAAAUACAUCAUGAGUUAUGUCUCAAAAAUUUCAGGAGGUGGUCCUAAAGUACAGCAUGUUAAAGAUAUUAUUCUACAGUCCAACCCUUUAUUGGAGGCCUUUGGGAAUGCAAAAACUGUGCGGAACAACAACUCCAGCAGAUUUGGGAAAUACUUUGAAAUCCAGUUUAGCCCAGGUGGAGAACCAGAUGGAGGGAAAAUCUCCAACUUCCUACUGGAAAAAUCUCGUGUUGUAAUGAGGAAUCCUGGAGAGAGGAGUUUUCACAUUUUUUACCAGCUAAUUGAAGGGGCCUCCUCAGAACAAAAAAGCAGUCUUGGAAUUACCAGUAUGGACUACUAUUACUAUCUGAGUCUCUCUGGGUCCUACAAAGUUGAUGACAUCAAUGACAAACUGGAUUUCCAAGAAACACUGCACGCAAUGAGUGUGAUUGGGAUCUUUGCAGAGGAACAGGCAUUGGUGCUGCAGAUAGUGGCAGGAAUACUGCAUUUGGGAAACAUCAGCUUCAAAGAAGUUGGCAACUAUGCAGGAGUGGAGAGUGAGGAGUUUUUGGCUUUUCCUGCUUUUCUCCUUGGAAUUAACCAGGACCGCCUAAAAGAAAAACUGACCAGCAGACAGAUGGAGAGCAAGUGGGGAGGCAAAUCUGAGUCUAUCAACGUGACGUUAAAUGUGGAACAAGCCUGCUACACCAGGGAUGCACUGGCCAAGGCCCUUCAUUCCCGUGUUUUUGAUUACCUGGUGGAUUCUAUUAAUAAGGCUAUGGAGAAGGACCAUGAAGAAUAUAACAUCGGUGUCCUUGAUAUUUAUGGCUUUGAAAUAUUCCAGAAAAAUGGUUUUGAACAGUUCUGCAUCAAUUUCGUUAAUGAAAAACUACAGCAGAUUUUUAUUGAACUGACACUGAAGGCAGAACAGGAAGAAUAUGUGCAAGAAGGAAUUAGAUGGACUCCAAUUGAUUACUUCAACAACAAAAUCGUGUGUGACCUUAUAGAGAACAAAGUGAAUCCCCCAGGGAUUAUGAGCAUUUUAGAUGAUGUGUGUGCUACAAUGCAUGCAGUGGGAGAAGGAGCUGACCAAACACUGCUUCAGAAACUUCAGAUGCAGAUUGGGACUCAUGAACAUUUCAACAGCUGGAACCAGGGAUUUAUCAUUCAUCAUUAUGCUGGAAAGGUAUCUUAUGAUAUGGAUGGAUUCUGCGAGAGAAAUCGGGAUGUUCUUUUCAUGGACUUGAUUGAACUCAUGCAGAGCAGUGAUUUGCCUUUUAUAAAGGCUCUAUUUCCUGAAAAUCUUCAAGUGGACAAGAAGGGCCGUCCUACCACUGCGGGCAGUAAAAUCAAAAAACAAGCAAAUGACCUUGUUGGCACCCUGAUGAAGUGUACGCCCCAUUACAUCCGCUGCAUCAAACCAAAUGAAACAAAGAAGUCUCGAGACUGGGAGGAGAGCAGGGUAAAACAUCAAGUGGAAUACUUAGGUCUGAAAGAAAACAUUCGCGUAAGAAGAGCUGGCUAUGCCUACAGGCGGGUGUUCAAGAAGUUUUUGCAGAGGUAUGCCAUUCUGACCAAAGCAACCUGGCCUUCCUGGAAAGGAGAAGAGAAACAAGGAGUUCUCCACCUGCUUCAGUCAGUCAACAUGGAUCCUGACCAGUACCAGCUUGGGAAAUCCAAAGUUUUCAUCAAAGCUCCAGAGUCUCUGUUUUUGUUAGAAGAAAUGAGAGAGAGGAAGUAUGACGGGUAUGCCAGGGCCAUCCAGAAGGCAUGGAGGAAGUACGUGGCCAGGAAAAAAUACGUACAGAUGAGAGAAGAAGCAUCAGAUCUAUUGCUUAACAAGAAAGAGAGAAGACGGAACAGCAUUAACAGGAAUUUUGUGGGAGAUUACAUAGGGAUGGAGGAUCGUCCAGAGCUACGCCAGUUUGUGGGCAAACGGGAGAAGAUCGAUUUUGCAGACACUGUAACUAAAUAUGAUAGACGGUUUAAGAGCGUGAAGCGAGAUCUUGUCCUCACUCCGAAGUGCAUAUACCUGAUUGGGCGUGAAAAGAUAAAGCAGGGUCCAGAGAAAGGCCAAGUGAAGGAAGUCUUAAAGCGAAGGAUGGAAGUGGAGAGAAUUCUUUCUGUUUCUCUAAGUACAAUGCAGGAUGACAUUUUCAUUCUACAUGAACAGGAAUAUGAUAGUUUGCUUGAAUCGGUCUUCAAAACAGAGUUUUUAAGCCUCUUAUCAAAACGAUACGAAGAGAAAACACAAAGAAAGCUACCUCUGAAAUUUAGCAAUACACUUGAAGUGAAGCUGAAGAAGGAGAGUUGGGGGCCCUGGAGCAGUGGUGGUUCUCGACAAGUGCAGUUUAUGCAAGGCCAAGGAGAUAUAGCCAUUCUCAAGCCAAGUAAUAAAGUGCUGCAGAUCAGCAUCGGACCAGGGCUACCAAAGAAUUCCCGUCCUACUCGACAGAACCGUACACAAAGCAGACAGUAUUCCAACAGGUCUCAAAGUCAGACUUACCCUAUGAGAGCUGCACCGCCUCCUCCUGGUCAGCAGCUAAACGGAGUAAUAAAUCCCCCCCAGUUCGUACAGCUUCCCCAGGGCUCAGGAAAUCAACGGGCCAGUCAGAAAAACCUGUAUGCAAAUAUGACACGACCAACUUUACCACGGCAACUUUCAGGAGGCUCAAGCAAGAUUUCACAGCAACCAGAAAGCUUGGAUUUCCUUAAAGUACCUGACCAAGGAGCAGCCGGUGUUCGCAGGCAGACAACAAACCGCCCCCCACCAGCUGGAGGAAGGCCUAAACCACAGCCAAAACCUAAGCCUCAGGUACCACAGUGCAGGGCACUGUACGCAUACGAUGCUCAGGACACAGAUGAACUUAGCUUUAAUGCCAACGACGUGAUCGAUAUAAUUAAAGAAGAUCCUUCUGGCUGGUGGACAGGAAGACUACGAGGGAAACAAGGUCUGUUUCCAAACAAUUAUGUCACCAAGAUUUAAAAGACUGUCAGGCAAAAAAAAAUCUGCAUGAAGUUACCAGUGGUUCAAGAUGUUUUCCUUUGCCAUCGGGACACUGUUCAAGAUCUGCUAUUCUCAGCAGUAUUUUCACCAGUAAAGUUGUAUAUGAGCAGGAAGAAAAGUACCCGCUGUACAGACUUUGAUCUUUUGUCUCAGAAGCACACAGCAGUGGACAUACUACCAAUUAUUUAUUAUAUUUAAAACCUGGUUUUAACACCUAGUAAGUAAGGAAUAUUCAAAGCUACUCUCUUCCUGAAACAGAAAGGUGCUUUGCAGUCUGGGACCAGGGACUUUGAAAGGGGUGUAUUUAGUAAGUGCCUUCAGCUGAAUAUCAGUAACCUUUUUAAUUAUGGACUGAAGAUAAUGUUAAAUGCACAUUUCCUCCAAUGAAGAUGAUUCUGGGGAACACGUUAAGUAUGCUGCUACAUGUCAAAAAGAUUUAGGCGCAUAUUACCAUCUAAAACCCUACUGUAAAGGUAUAUUUAAGUAAUUGUGUCCAGAGUUGUAAUGGAACUGGUUUAUGUUUGCUGAAGUGUUCAGGGGCUCCAACAGACACUGUAAGAAGUUAAAACAGAAAACCAUGCAGUGCUACAUGCUAAACAAUGUUGCCUUCUUCAAGAUUUAUAUUAUAAUAUGGCUGGCCCAUGUUGGAUUUAUGUUUGAUGCUCUACUUGUUAUAAGAAGUGUCUUUAUGCAGAGCUGUACAUUUAUAGAAACAGAUCAUAUACUGUAUAUAAAAACUGAACAUGAUAGAAAUAUGUAUGAAUGUAUAAUGUAGUAUUCCACUGUUCUUAUUCAUGAAGUAGUUCUACUAGGAUUUUUAUGCCCGGUACUUACAGAUAUGCACUACUCCUUUUAUAUGGCAAAAGUGUUACUGCUUAAGUCUGACUGCCUCCCACACCAGAGUGGCUGUUGCUUGCCAUACAGUUUAUCAGCAUUCAUGCUUUGCCUUCUGAACCUCCAUAAAAUAAAACACAAGAAGCAGUUAGCUGAA